GGGGGAGGGGGGUGCUAUGGCUCUUCUGGAGGCGGGGCCAGGUGGGGAGCAAGAGGGUUUAGGGCUCGGGGAGGGGGCAUGAAGGCCUGGAGCCAAGGGGAGGAGCCUGGAUCUCGUCUGUGGGAUGUUGGGCCUCUCCCCAUAGCCGGGUGCCAUGGGGGGCCCAAGAUGCAGGCUGACGUAUAGACCAAGAUGGAGACCAAGAUGGCCGCUUCUAGGACCCCCCACCCAAGAUGGUUGCCACAAGGACCAAGAUAGCCACCGCAUGGACCGGGAUGGCUGCUUUACCAACCACGAUUGCUGCCAUGGAAACCAAGGGAAGGGGGUGCAACGAUGCCCCUCACUCCCGACCUACAGCUCCCCUCUCCCAGCAACCCCGGGACACCACUUCCUGCCCACUCGGCCUUGCACCACUUCCUGCCCCUCCCUGCUCUGCGACACCUACCCUGCUUCUGCCAUCGUGGGGCAACUGUUGCAGGCAGCGCCGGGCACGGAGACCUCGGGAGACGGCCCCCCGGCCCCCGGACCUCCACCGGGCCCAUCAUUGAGGACCUCCCUCCCCUGCCCGGGCCACGAGGUUCCCCAGCGGCCAAUCCUAGUUGCUCGCAGCUCCCAUGGCUGGGUCCACCCGUCCCAUGAUGCUUGUCGCCAUGGUGAUCAUUGCCACCGCCCUCUCUUCCCUGGGGUUUCCAAGAUGGUCGACAACACCAACGUGACCACCGUGUCUCCGUCCCCCACGGCCGGGCCUGCUUCCACAAUACCCAGCUCCACUUCAACCCCGUUGUCACUCUGGGAGGAAACCCAGACGCCAGAGAGCUCUACCCAGAAUCCUUCGCAUGAUGCCAUGGGGGCUCCUACAGCGCCCGAAGAAUCUCCUACGGCCAACCAAUCCAAGCUCUCCACCUACCUGACCUCGACCAAGAUGACCAUCCGCACAUUGCCCCAGGAAGUGGACUUGAAGGGGGCAGACAACAAAACCAACUCUACCCAGAAACCUCACAGGCCCGAAGGCACUCCGACAAUGGCUACCAUGACCAGGUCCAAGAUGGCCACCUCGACCUCGACCCCAGGGGAGCAAACUAAGAUGGCGCCAGUGAGCUCUACCCACAAGCCGUUGAGCGAUGGCGGGAGCUCUUCCACGAUGGCUGCCACCACCACAGUGGCAACCGGGAGCACCAGCCCAGUUGGCAAGGGCAAGGGCAAGGCCAAGAUGCCGAGCACCAUGAUGCCGACCAUGACCUCCACCACUGGCGGCCAUCUUGGAGGGAUGUCGCUGAGGCCAGCGCCGGCGACUGUUGGCGUUACCUUGGCGAGUCCCCAUGCUUCCCGGAGCCCGUCCUGGGUGCUCCCCGUGGUGGUGGUGGUUGUGCUGCUCGCCCUUGUCCUAUUGGCUGCUGCCUUGUGCUGGCGGCGGCAGCAGCGCUCGGGCUCCACCAGCUUCACGGGGCAGCAGUGGGCGGGGCCAGUCCCACUGCCUGAGGAGGGCGGGGCUGGGGGCGGAGCUGAGCAGGGGACGGACCUUCAGGCAGGGGUGGGGCUGGAGCCGGGCCCGGCCCUGAGCACCUUCAAGGCGCGCGGCCCAUCGGCCGAGGUGGCCAUGCAGGAGUUGCCCCCGGCAACCUCUGAGGUGGGGCCUGCUGAGGAGGCCACGCCCCUGCUGGGAGCAGCCAAUGGGAGCGCAGCAUCCAUGCCAGACGGAGAUGGGGGGUUGCCGGCUCCGCCCCCGGUGGAGGCUCCGCCCCCGGUGGAGGCCCCGCCUCCAGUGCAGGCUCCACUCCUUGUGUAGGCCAACCGCUGCUGUGCCUGGGGGAGGGGCUUGGAAAAAGCCCUGCCCCCUGUUUAGCUGGGGGCGGGGCUGUGCCUGCGGCUGCUUCUCCUUCCCCUUUCCCGGGGUCUGACUUAGCCGAGGGGGGCGAGGGGGCCAGGCACCCGGGAGGGCGUUAACAGGUGGUGCUAAGCCAGCUGCCGGUGCCCCUCGCUCCUGGCCGCACCCCCGCAGCAGUGCCCCCCACUCCCGCCCCACUGCCCCCCACUCCUGACCGGCAGCCCCCACUCCCGCCCCACUGCCCCCCACUCCUGACCGCAGCCCCCACAGCAGUGCCCCCCACUCCCGCCCCACUGCCCCCCACUCCUGACCGCAGCCCCCACAGCAGUGCCCCCCACUCCCGCCCCACUGCCCCCCACUCCUGACCGCAGCCCCCACAGCAGUGCCCCCCACUCCCGCCCCACUGCCCCCCACUCCUGACCGCAGCCCCCACUCCCGCCCCACUGCCCCCCACUCCUGACCGCAGCCCCCGCAGCAGUGCCCCCCACUGCCCCCCACUCCUGACCGCAGCCCCCACUCCCGCCCCACUGCCCCCCACUCCUGACCGCAGCCCCCGCAGCAGUGCCCUCCACUGCCCCCCACUCCUGACCGCAGCCCCCACAGCAGUGCCCCCCACUCCCGCCCCACUGCCCCCCACUCCUGACCGUAGCCCCCGCAGCAGUGCCCCCCACUGCCCCCCACUCCUGACCGUAGCCCCCGCAGCAGUGCCCCCCACUGCCCCCCACUCCUGACCGUAGCCCCCGCAGCAGUGCCCCCCACUGCCCCCCACUCCUGACCGUAGCCCCCGCAGCAGUGCCCCCCACUGCCCCCCACUCCUGACCGCAGCCCCCGCAGCAGUGCCCCCCACUCCCGCCCCACUGCCCCUCGCUCCUGGCCGCACCCCCGCAGCAGUGCCCCCCACUCCCGCCCCACUGCCCCCCACUCCUGACCGCAGCCCCCACAGCAGUGCCCCCCACUCCCGCCCCACUGCCCCCCACUCCUGACCGCAGCCCCCACAGCAGUGCCCCCCACUCCCGCCCCACUGCCCCCCACUCCUGACCGCAGCCCCCACAGCAGUGCCCCCCACUCCCGCCCCACUGCCCCCCACUCGUGACCGUAGCCCCCGCAGCAGUGCCCCCCACUGCCCCCCACUCCUGACCGCAGCCCCUGCAGCAGUGCCCCCCACUCCCGCCCCACUGCCCCCCACUCCUGACCGUAGCCCCCGCAGCAGUGCCCCCCACUCCUGCCCCACUGCCCCCACUCCUGACCGCAGCCCCCGCAGCAGUGCCCCCCACUGCCCCCCACUCCUGACCGCAGCCCCUGCAGCAGUGCCCCCCACUCCCGCCCCACUGCCCCCCACUCCUGACCGUAGCCCCCGCAGCAGUGCCCCCCACUCCUGCCCCACUGCCCCCACUCCUGACCGCAGCCCCCGCAGCAGUGCCCCCCACUCCCGCCCCACUGCCUCCCACUCCUGACCGCAGCCCCCGCAGCAGUGCCCCCCACUGCCCCCCACUCCUGACCGCAGCCCCUGCAGCAGUGCCCCCCACUCCCGCCCCACUGCCCCCCACUCCUGACCGUAGCCCCCGCAGCAGUGCCCCCCACUCCUGCCCCACUGCCCCCACUCCUGACCGCAGCCCCCGCAGCAGUGCCCCCCACUCCCGCCCCACUGCCUCCCACUCCUGACCGCAGCCCCCGCAGCAGUGCCCCCCACUCCCGCCCCACUGCCUCCCACUCCUGACCGUAGCCCCCGCAGCAGUGCCCCCCACUCCUGCCCCACUGCCCCCCACUCCUGACCGCAGCCCCCCGCAGUGGUGCCGCUCGGUCCCAACCCGCGCAGCGCCCGCAGCCUGGCAGUUGGGGUCUCCAUAACAAUGGCGCUGUGGUUUGUGGUUGUGUUUUUCUAUUCGCUGGCUGCUGCACAGAGGUGCAGAGAGAUAUAGAUAUAUUUUUUGAAGUAUUUAAUAAAAAAGGAUCUGAGCUAGAAA
Alligator mississippiensis (American alligator) is the source of this 3789-nucleotide messenger RNA. Its product is annotated as transmembrane protein C16orf54. Bases 155 to 1786 code for a protein of 543 amino acids. The record is from RefSeq and is a predicted model, not a curated record. The transcript is spliced from 4 exons. NCBI's taxonomy places the organism in Eukaryota, Metazoa, Chordata, Crocodylia, Alligatoridae.